AUGGUGGUGACUAGGUCCAGAGCCUCAAUUUCGGCCUCUUCCCCGUCGAAACGAAAAGCAACAUCCUCACCAAAGGCAAAGUCGACAACGUCGAAAGCUUCCUCCUCGAAAGAAACCCUAGAUUCGGAUACAGGAGAUAAGAGACCCAAGGCAACGUCCAUACGCAAGCCAAGGUCAGGCACUUCCAAGCCCACUCCCGCACCCAAAUUCGCAUAUGACCUCCCCUAUAAUCAUCUCUGCCUCCGUACCAAUCCACACCUCUACCGCACCGGCAUAGGCGAACAAGGAGUCCUCAUGGUCGAGCCUUACAAGUCCGAGAUCUUACCUCAUUGGCGAUUUAAGAAUCCUCCCGCUGCUCGUGAGUCGUCCUCUAAGCUGUACUCUAUCUUCUGCUCUUAUUUGGAAGAGGAUGAUUUCGUGGGAGCAGAUAUGACAAGAAAGUUCAUUCAGAUGGGCUACACACGUGCUAGGAGGUAUUCUAAUCAUAAGGGAGGAAAGAAAUACAUAUAUGGAGAAGGAAAGGGUAAAGAUGGGAGAAAGGAGAUUCCAAGGUUGGAAGUGGCAGAUCAGGAUGCGGAGAAGGUAGAGGCUGCAAAGAUCUUCAAGUGGGUGCUGAAUGAGGAGUGUUGGGGCAAUGAAAAGUAUGUGAGAUUGAGAGAGGAGCAUCUAGAGUGGGCGAGGGAGAGGGAGGUGCCGAGAGAGGAUGGGGAGGAGGUGAGGGAGGCUUUGUUGAAAGAUCCUGCGGAGGAGAGAGUUGUGAGGAAGUGGUAG
This is a messenger RNA of Ustilago hordei, 771 nucleotides long. RefSeq lists its product as uncharacterized. The record is from RefSeq and is a predicted model, not a curated record. The transcript has a single exon. Bases 1 to 771 code for a protein of 256 amino acids. Lineage: Eukaryota; Fungi; Basidiomycota; Ustilaginomycetes; Ustilaginales; Ustilaginaceae.